UUGAGGAUCAACACAGGACACGGCUUACACCUCAUCACCUAGCUCUCCUUGCCUUCCUUCAAGUUCCAACUGCUAUGGAUGCCAUCAGACUCAGCCUCCUCAUGGUGGCCGUGAUGGCCGUCCUGAGCACCGCGUCGGCGGCGAUCUACAACGUUGGCGAACCGGGUGGUGCGUGGGACCUCAGCACCAACUACGACACCUGGGCGUCCUCUAGGAAGUUCCAACCCGGCGACCAGAUCGUCUUCAAGUACUCCCCUCAAGCGCACGACGUCCUUGAGGUCAGCAAGGCCGACUAUGACUCCUGCAGCACCGCCAACCCCAUUGCCACCCUCAACACCGGGAACGACAUCGUCACGCUCAACGCCACCGGCACACGCUAUUUCAUCUGUGGGUUUCCUGGCCACUGCACUGGUGGCAUGAAGGUCAAGAUCGACGUCGUGCCUGGCUCCUCCUCCUCCUCGCCCGCCCCAGCCAGCGGCCCCAGUGCAAGCAACGCUCCUCCGCCCACGCCUGUCUCUACCGCCAACUCUGUGGAGGCCACGGGGUUUGGCCUCGCCGUCUUGCUUGCCUUUGCCGGUAUCAUGGCUUGAGUACAUGUUGUCGCCCCACGCACAUGCAUAUUUUAUGUAUAGUCAAGGAAUCAUUAUUAGCGAGUAUACGUGUGUAUACUCGACUAAUUGGAUAUGCGACCUUGAUCUUUUUUAUAUACAAUUUGAAGGAUUAGUUAAUAAAGAUUCUUUAGUUUUAU
Hordeum vulgare subsp. vulgare (domesticated barley) is the source of this 748-nucleotide messenger RNA. RefSeq names its product mavicyanin-like. Gene Ontology annotation, molecular function: electron transfer activity. The record is from RefSeq and is a predicted model, not a curated record. Lineage: Eukaryota; Viridiplantae; Streptophyta; Magnoliopsida; Poales; Poaceae. Gene Ontology annotation, cellular component: plasma membrane. The transcript has a single exon. Bases 75 to 590 code for a protein of 171 amino acids.